Messenger RNA from Achroia grisella, 1669 nucleotides. Its product is annotated as E3 ubiquitin-protein ligase Siah1-like. NCBI's taxonomy places the organism in Eukaryota, Metazoa, Arthropoda, Insecta, Lepidoptera, Pyralidae. The coding region runs from base 27 to 1421 and encodes 464 amino acids. Gene Ontology annotation, molecular function: ubiquitin protein ligase activity; zinc ion binding; ubiquitin conjugating enzyme binding. Gene Ontology annotation, cellular component: cytoplasm. The transcript has 8 exons. The record is from RefSeq and is a predicted model, not a curated record. Gene Ontology annotation, biological process: multicellular organism development; proteasome-mediated ubiquitin-dependent protein catabolic process.
AAUUGUAUACAGAAAAUCAUGUGGAGAUGUUGCUUACACAGCAGAGGCAAAUGUUUGAUGAAAUAUAUAGAGAAGUCCUACAUAAACAAAAUCAAAAUGACAUAGGGAAUAAAGAGAAGAUAAGGGAAGCUGAAUUUAAUCGAUUAAUGAGAGAACAAUAUAAUCAAAAUCAAAAUGCUGCAUCCUCACCGCACACUCAGAGACCCACCACUUCAACUAGUGCAACUCGACCACAAGGGCAAGCCGAGUUUGAUCUAUUAAUGAGAGAACAAUAUAAUAAAAAUGUUGCAACCUCACAGCACACUCAGACGCCCACCACUUCAACGAGUGCAACUCGACCACAAGGGUCAACAGCGUCCUCUACAACUUAUAGUUUUAACCAAGGUGCACUUCAAAACCUUGGGGCCACUGUAAAACAAGUAAUUUCGCCGAAUACGAAGCCAGCUUCCUUGUACCCCGAUAUUGGUACUACCACCACGCCACUCACACCUUCACGGGAGACUCAGGAUCCAAUGCCAUCACGUGUGUUUGUCUCCAAUAACCAGGAGCCUGUCAGAUCGGCACCCCCUGUCCCUCCACAAUCACGGGCCAGAUCAGUUUCAAGGCAACGGACCAGUAAAAGUGAAGAGGAUAACGAUGUCAAAUGUCCGACAUGCAAAAAAACAUAUACUCUGCAAAUUUUUCAAUGCCCAAAAGGACACAGUUCAUGUAAAACUUGCAUGGAACAUGGCCACCCCUGUGCUAUAUGCUACAACAAAAUCACUAACAUGAGAAAUAUUACUCUAGAAGCAUUUAUCUCUGAGAAAAGUGUCAAAUGUCUUAACUCAAGUUUUGGCUGUUCUCUUUAUAUAAAACUGGCUGAUAUGAACAAUCAUCUUAAAGUGUGUCUCUUCCGAGAUAUGCCAUGUCCUCUUACCGCGCUAUUUGGACAGUGUUCAUGGAAAGGUAAAAUGUCCCAAAUGGCGUCGCAUUUCGAUGGCUUACACCUGAUGCAUCGCCAGGCUAACAUCGACACUGAAAUGCAUUUGCUGAACGUCCGCAACAGCCCUCAUAUGGUUCACUUCAUCGUUAUAGGAACUUUUAACUUUCUAUUUCACGUAAAGAAUCAAGAUAAUAAUCUAUGUAUGGCAGUACAAGCUCUGGGCACAGACAAUAGUGCCUCUAAAUGGACGUACGAAAUACAUGUAUACAAUAAAAGAGAGCCACGUAGAAAAUACGAGUGUACGGACAUAUGUCACUCCAUAAACAAACCCGUGAAUGAAAUAAUAUCCGAAUGGAAAUGUGCAGUGAUACCUUUAUGUCACAUUUCCACGUUCAUUAACGAAAACAAGCUGACAUACAAGUUAUAUAUAAGGAAAAAAAUUAACAACAACGAAUUUACUAAGAAUGCACAUUCUCGUGGCGCCAGACGUAGGACCUAGAUUUUUAUUUAUGAGAACUGGAACUUUAAAUGAAGGCUUCAAAUUCAUUUAAACGUAAUGAGAAAUGUAGCAUAAAUAUAAUAGUAGUUCAUAUAAAAUCAUUAUUUACACUUAAAAUAUUUUAUUAAAUCGUAAGAAAAAAAAUCUUAAACAGGAUAAUCCAUAUCAUAGGAUAAUCUUUUAUUAAUAAAAUAUAUGUGAUUGCUAACAUGCGUGUCAAUGUGCAGCGAGAAAUAUUUCAUAUUGUG